Sphaeramia orbicularis (orbiculate cardinalfish) is the source of this 3906-nucleotide messenger RNA. It is a transcript of the gene gfpt1, whose product is annotated as glutamine--fructose-6-phosphate transaminase 1. The record is from RefSeq and is a predicted model, not a curated record. Gene Ontology annotation, biological process: protein N-linked glycosylation; carbohydrate derivative biosynthetic process; fructose 6-phosphate metabolic process. The transcript has 19 exons. Gene Ontology annotation, molecular function: L-glutamine:D-fructose-6-phosphate transaminase (isomerizing) activity; carbohydrate derivative binding. Bases 86 to 2134 code for a protein of 682 amino acids. Lineage: Eukaryota; Metazoa; Chordata; Actinopteri; Kurtiformes; Apogonidae.
UGAAAUCAGAGGAGGGGGGCGAAGCUUAUUUGACAGGCGUUCCCCGGCUACCCGAGUAGCUGAAGCUGGCAGUCAAGCAGUAGACAUGUGUGGAAUCUUUGCCUAUCUCAACUACCAUGUGCCAAGGACUCGCCGGGAGAUCCUUGAGAUCCUUCUCAAAGGCCUGCGACGUCUGGAGUACCGUGGCUAUGAUUCAGCUGGUGUGGGGAUUGAUGGUGGUAAUGGCAAAGAGUGGGAAUCAAAUGCCAAAUCUAUCCAACUGAUCAAGCAGCGAGGAAAAGUGAAGGCUCUUGAUGAGGAGAUUCAUAAACAGCAGGAUAUUGAUCUGGAUGUGGACUUCGACGUUCACCUUGGCAUUGCACAUACUCGCUGGGCCACCCAUGGUGUGCCAAGCCCAGUCAACAGCCAUCCACAAAGAUCUGAUAAGAACAAUGAGUUUAUUGUCAUUCACAAUGGAAUUGUCACCAACUACAAAGACCUGAGGAAAUUCCUGGAGAGCAAAGGCUAUGACUAUGAGUCUGAGACUGAUACAGAGAGCAUCGCUAAGUUGGUGAAGUACAUGUACGACAACAGAGAGAGUGACGACAUCAGUUUUGCAACAUUGGUGGAACGGGUGACCCAGCAGCUGGAAGGAGCUUUUGCUCUGGUCUUCAAGAGUGUCCAUUACCCUGGUGAAGCAGUUGGCACAAGGAGGGGAAGCCCUUUGCUGAUUGGAGUGCGGAGUGAUCACAAGCUGUCCUCAGAUCAUAUUCCAGUGCUGUACCGCUCCUCCACUAAAGAUAAGAAAAGCUGCAGUGCUCUACCAAGGACAGACCAGGACACUUGCUUGUUCCCAGUGGAUGAGAAAGCAGUGGAGUACUACUUUGCCUCAGAUGCCAGUGCAGUGAUUGAACACACAAACCAGGUGAUCUUCCUGGAGGACGAUGACGUGGCCGCCGUGACGGAGGGACGGCUGUCCAUCCACAGGAUAAAGCGCACAGCCGGAGACUACCCAGCCCGUGCCAUCCAGACUCUGCAGAUGGAGCUUCAGCAGAUUAUGAAGGGCAACUACAGUUCUUUCAUGCAGAAAGAGAUCUUUGAGCAGCCGGAGUCUGUAGUCAACACCAUGAGAGGAAGAGUCAACUUUGACAACAACACAGUGACACUGGGUGGACUGAAGGACCACAUCAAAGAGAUCCAGAGAUGUCGGCGCCUUAUCCUAAUUGCUUGUGGCACCAGUUAUCAUGCCGGUGUAGCAACUCGCCAAGUCCUAGAGGAGCUAACAGAGCUGCCUGUCAUGGUGGAGCUGGCCAGCGACUUCCUAGACAGGAACACUCCAGUAUUCCGAGACGACGUCUGCUUCUUUAUCAGCCAGUCAGGGGAGACUGCUGACAGCCUCAUGGCUCUGCGCUACUGUAAGGAGAGAGGAGCUCUGACUGUGGGCAUCACCAACACAGUGGGCAGCUCCAUCUCCAGAGAGACCGACUGUGGAGUUCACAUCAAUGCAGGCCCAGAGGUCGGAGUAGCAAGCACCAAGGCCUACACCAGCCAGUUUGUGGCCCUGAUCAUGUUUGCACUGUUGAUGUGUGAUGACAGGAUUUCCAUGCAGCCCAGACGCCGCGAGAUAAUCCAGGGCCUGAGGGUGCUUCCAGAUCUGAUUAAGGAGGUCCUCAGUUUGGAUGAUGAGAUCCAGAAGUUGGCAACAGAGCUAUACCAGCAGAAGAGUGUACUGAUCAUGGGCAGAGGCUACCAUUAUGCUACCUGUCUGGAAGGAGCUCUGAAAAUCAAGGAAAUCACGUACAUGCACUCGGAGGGCAUCCUGGCUGGAGAGCUAAAGCACGGUCCACUGGCCCUUGUGGAUAAACUGAUGCCGGUUAUCAUGAUAAUCAUGAGAGACCACACCUACAUCAAAUGUCAGAAUGCCCUGCAGCAGGUUGUUGCCCGACAGGGCCGUCCCAUUGUAAUCUGCGACAAAGAUGAUUACGAGACCAUCAGGAAUUCCAGCCGCACCAUCAAAGUGCCUCACUGCGUGGACUGCCUGCAGGGCAUCCUGAGCGUCAUCCCUCUGCAGCUGCUGUCCUUCCACCUGGCUGUCCUCCGAGGUUAUGAUGUGGAUUGUCCAAGAAACCUGGCCAAGUCUGUGACAGUGGAGUGAAUCGCACCAUUCAUCACCCAAUGAAAGCGUGGCGGGCACAUAUUCAAACACACGUACAGACAGCAGGGGAGCGUCUGUGUGAAGAUACCAAGAGAAGACAAAGUCCUGUUUAUGUGUCUUGUGUCAUGGCUCUGUUAAGGCAAUCUUUUCCUCAGCAGUUGUGUGUAUCACUGUUGCAUAUUAUCUGUAUCUCACUGUCUGGUUUCUCAGAAAUGUUAGGGAUUAUCUUUUUUUUUUUUUUUUUUUUUUUUUUUUUUUUUAUUAUUUUGUGUGUAGUGGCAAGGUCUGGGCUGACACUAACAUACUGUAUACCUGUACGAACUGACACACGUCUCUAGUACUGAGCUACAAUCAUUUGAAUUAUUCACAUCUAAGCUCAAAAUACACGAGUCUACUUUGUAUGUUUAUGUGAGCUGAUUAGUCGCACUGGGAGCUUUUUGGAGCUGAUUUUAACUGUUGAUAGAGGUUUGGUUUUAAAUGCCUUACUGGCUCAUUUUUCUUUAGUGCAAUGAUUUCUAGUGUAGAUAUUUUUCUUUGGCAGCUAAUCUUUAGAAGUGUCUUUACUCUACAGCUGAAGUAAAUGACAGUCUUAAAUCAUUCCAAGACCAAAUCACUUCUUCAUAACUGCAGCAUCAUAAAGCAUUUUAUCUGCAGUGUUUUUGUCUGCCUCUCCUUUGGACUUUCCUCUAAGUGAAGACCAUUUACGAAAGUAGCAUCUGAAGUGAGUGAUCGAGGGAUCACAGCAAAGCUGAUGAAUAUUGUACACUAUUGUAAAUGUGUUUUUGCGUAGCUUGUUUCAAGGUACAAAAUGUGCUAAACACACUGUUUGCAUUACACACUCUGGCUUUGGUUAACAAGAAAACAUCUUGUUUACUGAAAAUCUACACCAGAGUAUGGAGACUAUCAUCAUCCUUUGCCUUUUACUUUUUUUGUUUUGGCCUCUGUUGCCUGAAGAAAGAGACCUUAUUGCUAAAAUCUGAUCUGAACAGAUAAUGAACUGAAGCUAAUUCAGUAGAUGAGAUGAAGUUACCAAAUGUACAUGAAGUAGAAACUGCACAGACUUGUCAGCCCACAUCUUGCCACCCUGUUUGCUAUAUUUGCAAUACUGGGACCAUUUCUAGGUAUAUUUUCUGUCUUUAAUAUUUUGUUUUGUUUUUUUAUAUAUAUAUAUUUUAUAUUUUGAGGUUACUCUGACUUAAAAUGUGAAUGUUACACUCAAUUUAAAUUAUCCUGUCAAACCAAAAAAAUCUCUGCAAUGGCUUUGGCAGUUGUAAACCAAAACAUAUUGUAUAUGUUAAUCCUAUGUUAAAUUUAUUUGUCACCAAACAUUUCUGAUGCUGGUAGAUUGUCUGGAGUCAUAUGCCAGCCAUGGGUGUUUGUGUGUUCCAACAUGUUUAAAAGCCAAGGAAAGGGUGAUGCUGUACACAUAGGGUUGUGUAGUGAAGAAACGGAGCUGCUUGUUUUUCUUUUUAUAUAAAUAUAUAAUCUGUUACAUGUUUUAGGUUUAUAUUUAUCUUGCUUUUCAAAAUUAAGCUUUCACAUUUACCUUCUUUUCCCUGACGUUGCACCUAUCCUGAGCCAGUCUAAGGGUUGAAAACUGGACAAUGUUGCAGGUACUUUUGUAACUUACAUCAAGUUGUGAUUUCAUAAGUUAAAGCAUUGAUAUGGAUGCUGCACUGUAAUCUUAGAAACACCCGAAAAGCUGAUGGGAUACUGAGGGAAUGGGAAUUGUUAGCAGAAAUGAUGCAAUAAAGUGUCAGUACUUCUCUUUU